AUGGAAGUGAAGUUUUUGGUUCAUGUAGUGUUGACUCUGUUAGUGUUUAAUGUUAGACCGGAAGAUGCUGUGACAAAUGUUGAAAAAGAGGAUAGCUCUAGUAAAACCCGAAACGAAAUCGUCACAGAUAAUGAAAAACCUCUCGAUUUUCUUAUAAAUCAUCCUAAAACUGACAUCAAAGAUUAUUUCCUGCCAGCUGUUUUUCCAAACCACGAUGAAAUGGAGGAAGAUGAGGAUGAGGAUGAGUUAGAUUAUGAUUAUAAAGAAACCAAUUAUAAAGAUUCCCCAGAACCGACAGCGAAGAGCGACGAAGCAGUCAUCGAUGAUAAAAUACCCCUGCAUCCAGCGAGUGAUAAUUUACCAGUGUUUUUACUUGAACCAGAAAAUACGUAUGUUGUUAAGAAUAAACCAGCUAUUUUGAAAUGCAGCGCUGCUAAUGCUUUAGAUGUUUAUUUUAAUUGUAAUGGAGUAAAAACGCAAGCGUCAAAUUUUGAGUUCGUGGACCCUCAAACUGGAGUCAGGAUAAUUGAAGGAGAGUAUAAAGUGACCAGGGAUAAAGUCGAAGAAUACUUCGGAAGUGAGAAGUACCAAUGUUCAUGUUUCGCUUGGACAAGUCGCGGUCAUGUCUGGAGUCAGCCGGCUACAGUGGAAAUUGCUUAUAUAAAGAAGCAUUUCACAAAAGCACCCCAAUCUCAGCUGGUGAAAUUGAACAGCGGAGCGACGUUCCGCUGCGAGCCACCCCAGGCCGCGCCGUUCGCACAGACCUACUGGCUCAAAAAUGGUGCGCCGGCCGUCGCUGAUGAUAACGUUCAGAUCUCCAAAGACGGAAGCCUGAUUAUUAAACAGGCCACGCUGUUGCGCAGGAAAAGCAAUUUGCGAGCGAAAUUCAGAAUAAAAAAGGCGCUCAGUCUAGACAAAGUGUAUUUCCAGGAUAUGGCGAACUACACCUGCGUCGCGGAAAAUGUAGCCGGGAAAAGGAUGUCUGAGGCGGCUCUCUUGACUGUCUUUGUCAAUGGAGGAUGGUCGGCGUGGUCAGCUUGGAGUGAUUGCUUCUGCGCUGGACAGCCACGCGAGCAAACUCACGGCAGAAGACGUGUGAGGAGCUGCACUUCACCAAGACCUUUGAAUGGCGGUCAAGCGUGCGUCGGCCCUAGUAUACAAAAGACACAAGAUUGCUUCGAUUGUGAUUUAGAUGUUUAUGUGGAUAGCUUGGAUGAAUUGGCAGAUGAAUCUUCAGAUAUAAUUAUAGGUCGUUGGUCAAAAUGGUCGGAAUGGUCGAGGUGUGACUCCGACUGUCUCCAGACAAGAAGACGACGAUGUGUUACAAGCACUGCUUGUCUUGGAAAAGAUUACCAGGUGGCGCAGUGUCCCCUUUGCAUACGAACUUCUAAAUCGGAUCUCUUACGUGAUACUUCGUCAUAUUGGCCGCUGUUCAUCAUAAUAUCGAUAGCAUUUUUAAUAUUUGUCGUAGUCGGAGUAUUAGUUAUAAAAUACAUGAAAAUAAAAAUGGCCGAAAAUUCACCGUACGUUAAACCACCGCCAGGUUCAAAUUAUUUUGGAAGUGUGAUAAAACGAACUCUAACAAAUCAACCGGAUUUGAUACAUGAAGAGUUUCAAACAGUAACCAGACAGACACACAGACAAACAAGUAAUAAUGUUCGUCACGAGCAUUUGUAUGAAGUACCACAAUUGGCUAAUAGCUACAUGUCACCGAUAGACCACGAGGUAAGCAAAGAUCGACCCACGGAAAAGCAUUACGCUUGCAAGGACCAAGUGGAGUCCGAAAGAUCUGAUUCCAGUUGCUUUUUGAGCUCGGGCUCAUCGUACGGCAAUGAAAGUAUAGAAAUGUCGCCAUCUUUAAAAAAUAACGCAUCCGUUGAUUCCAAGAAUGCUAUCAACCAACAGUACUUGGAGACGACCACUUCAAAAAUAGUGAUGACUGAUGGCGAUUGGUUGAAUUUAAAUAAAUGUGGUGUUAGUCUUUUCGUCCCCGAUGGCGUAGUGGAUAAGGGGGAGGAACUAUUCUCUCUUGAGGUCACUGACGAGGAAUGGAACAGGCCUGUGUUACAAGAAGGUGAAACUCAACUCAGCCCCGUGGUCCGAUGCGGACCAAAAAACUAUCACUUCUCAAAGGCAGUCGUCCUCACUUUUCCGCAUUGCGCUGCUCUAAAAAACUCGAGCUGGAUGCUUUCAAUACUUCAAAAGCCAGAGGAAAUAAACUCGAGAGAGUGGAGAAAAGUUUUAACUCUCGGUCAAGAGACGCCGGGGACACCGAUAUUCGCUCAAGUCGAUCCCGCUAAAGUUUACUUAGUGUGUGAAUUUCUGAGCGACUUCGUUCUAGUCGGCAGGAGUUUCAACGGCCUAGAUGCGAAACUCCUGAAACUGGGCGUGUUCGUUAAUAAAACAGACGACGAUCACUAUUCCCUCAACCUUCGGGUUUUCAAUGAUACACCCUAUGCGUUCUACGAGUGCUUUGAGAGCGAGAGACGCGCGGGCGGGUUCUUGCUCUGCGAACCGAAGACCUUGUACUUUCAAGAGAACUGCUCCGAUCUUUGCUUCAACGUCAGGGACGUGGGAACCGGCUGGAAGAUCCAACCGGAAGCAAAGUACCAGGAGCUAUCGUAUCUGCACGUGUGGAACAUGAGCGUCAGAUCUCUAUACUGUGUGUUCUCGUUGUCCCAAAUCGACGCGAUCAACUGCCUAGAGCUGAACAUCACCGUCUAUCAGAAACAGAAGCAAUCGAAUUCCGUGAAUUUCAAUUUGAAAACGAACGAUUUUAAUUCGAAUCUCAAUUGUAAUAAACGCUUUAGCUAUUCGGGCGGUGAGAUCGGGUGCGGCAUCAAUAUCCUGGAAAAUCCGUUCAAUUACUCUUCGUUAUCGAAAAGGGAGGGCCGUUACGAUUUCAUUCACAGGAACGCUUACAGAAAUAAUUGCUCGCUAGACAAUAAUUAUUAUAGGAUUAACGUGUUGACGAAGUCCGAUAGGGUGGUACUGUGUAAAUUGUUGGACUGUCAAUCGUCGAAAGGUAACGAUUGGCGUUUGCUUGCUGAUAAAUUGAAGUUGACCUCGUAUUAUUACUAUUUCUCGAAUACAUGCUCGCCGACGGAGAAUAUUUUGAAUCUGUGGAUGUGCAGGAACAACGACGCGAACAUGCUGGUGAGUCUGUCCAGGAUCUUUAGGGAAAUGUCCAGGAUCGACUGCGCUACUGUGGUCGAGAGGCGUUGCUUUCCUAACUAG
Leptosia nina is the source of this 3237-nucleotide messenger RNA. Lineage: Eukaryota; Metazoa; Arthropoda; Insecta; Lepidoptera; Pieridae. The record is from the annotation of a GenBank genome assembly.